Molecule: messenger RNA, 3620 nt
Organism: Canariomyces notabilis
Lineage: Eukaryota; Fungi; Ascomycota; Sordariomycetes; Sordariales; Chaetomiaceae
Product: ATP-dependent metallopeptidase Hfl
Exons: 2
Coding region: 234-3122 (962 amino acids)
Biological process (GO): mitochondrial protein processing
Cellular component (GO): membrane; m-AAA complex
Molecular function (GO): ATP binding; ATP-dependent peptidase activity; ATP hydrolysis activity
Source: RefSeq, a predicted model, not a curated record
CUUUCCGACUUGGCCACCCUCGGAAUUCUGCACCAUAGGCACGCAAACACCGACGACGCAUUUUCCUCCCCUUUUGGCGUCACAGCCAUUGCGAGGGUGCGAGGCAGAGGGGCGACGAGCCCUGAAAAGAAGAAAGAACGAGCGGCAAUUCCGCUCUUGCCGCAGUUCCCGACCUCACACCGUCAACUUGCCCGCCGAUACCAUCUCCGCCAUCUCCGCCGUCAGCCGCGAUUAUGUUUCGCUCCUCGGCGCGCCAGCUAGCCCGCUGUGCGAGGUCUCCGCUAAGACCUCUACCGAGCCCCGCAUUCCGAGCUGCCCGCUUCCCCCGAAACGCGCCCGCUGCAGCACUCCUCAGGCCCAGAUUCAGCUCAACAAACCCCCAAAGGCCCGACUCGAGGGACGAGAAUCAGCCUUCGGGGACACACCAUGGUUCCCGCCCAGAGGCGCCACAGGAACUCCUUCCUCCCGGCUUUGUCCGCCUGAACAAGGAGGAGCUCGAGCUGGUUCGGGACAUGAUAAGGCGAUUUCCUCAUAACAACACAAGUGAGGACCUAGAGAAGCUUCAGGCGCUCCAUAAGUUUGUCGAGCGCGUUGGUGUCCCAAUAGAGCUUCGAGAUAUUCUCCAGUCAGCAGCGAAGGAUGGCCGGAUCGGCAUGAUGAAUGCGUUGAAGGUUCCCAAAAUUCUUUUCAAAGUAGCCAACGAAUUCGCCAAUUUCGCUGUCAGAUCGCAGGCGGAUUCAAAACUCGAUUUCACUUCCAACAAACCAAGCGAAGGCGGACAAGUCGGCUCCGCUUCGGGUAACCGGGAAGGGUCCGGGCAACAGCCCCAGCAGCAGCAGCAGGAGGAGAAGGGACGGCCGCAGGAACAACCGCGACAGGAACAUCAGCCAAGUGAACAGCAGUCAAGUGAACAGCAGCCGCAGGAGCAACGACAACAACAACAACAACAGGAUCAACAGCUGGGGCAGUCGGGGCAGACGCACCAACAACAACAGCAAAAAUCACACCAGCACCAGCGGCAGCACCAGCAAGAGCACCAGCAAGAGCAACAGCAACAGCAACAGCAACAGUCGCAACAAAAGAGACAGAAGGGUCAGAAAGAUGCUCCGCCGCCUCCUCAGGGCAUGGACGCUUCCGACGUGAUAUCGUGGGUUGUAGCGGCUGCUGUCCUGUACCCCUUUUAUACAAUGAUCUUCCCCGGCGAGACAGUCCGUGAGAUUACGUGGCAAGAAUUGCGGACCAACUUUCUCGAUAAAGGCCUAGUCGAGAAGCUCGUCGUCGUGAAGAAUCGGGUGAAGGUGGAGCUGAAUCGCGAAGCUGUCCGGGCCGUGUAUCCCGACUCGCAAGCGGCCAACCCCAACUUUACCUAUUCCUUCACCAUCGGCUCUGUAGACGCCUUUGAAAGGAGGCUGGACGAGGCCCAGAACGAGCUUGGGAUCCCGUCGACGGAGAGGAUACCCGUCAGUUACGCCAGCGAGGGCCUGGCUACGAACCUUCUAAUGGCGUUUGGGCCGACGCUGCUGUUUGUUGGGCUGCUCGCCUUGCUGUCCCGCAGGGCCAGCAGCAUGGGCGGCGCCUCAGGCGGCAUGUUUGGCUUCGGCAAAAGCAAGGCCAGAAUGUUCAACCACGACACGGCCGUCAAGGUUAAGUUUUCUGACGUGGCGGGUAUGGAUGAGGCCAAGGUUGAAAUUAUGGAGUUUGUCAGCUUCUUGAAGACGCCCGAACGGUUCCAGAGGUUGGGCGCCAAGAUCCCCCGUGGUGCUAUCCUGUCUGGUCCUCCUGGUACCGGCAAGACUCUGCUCGCCAAGGCGACGGCUGGCGAGUCACAGGUGCCCUUCUUCAGCGUCAGCGGCUCCGAGUUUGUCGAGAUGUUUGUUGGUGUUGGCGCCUCCCGCGUCCGAGAUUUGUUCGCCACUGCACGAAAGAACGCCCCCUGCAUCAUCUUCAUCGACGAAAUCGACGCUAUUGGGAAGUCGCGUGCUGAAAAUAGCGGGUUCCGGGGCGGCGGCAACGACGAGCGAGAAGCCACGCUCAACCAGAUUCUGACGGAAAUGGACGGCUUCAACACAUCGGAGCAGGUGGUGGUGCUUGCCGGCACAAACAGGCCCGACAUUUUGGACAAGGCUCUGAUGCGCCCUGGCCGGUUCGAUAGGCAUAUCCACAUCGACAGGCCCACCAUGAAGGGUCGUCAAGACAUCUUCAAGGUGCACCUGGCCAAGAUCCUCACAAAGGAGGACAUGGAAUACCUCACAGGACGCCUUGCAGCUUUGACGCCCGGUUUCGCUGGUGCCGAUAUUGCGAAUGCCGUCAACGAAGCCGCUCUCAUCGCUGCAAGAGCAAAUGCCGCCAGUGUCGAGAUGAUCCACUUUGAGCAGGCCAUCGAGCGCGUCAUUGGCGGUCUCGAGCGCAAGUCAUUGGUUCUUAGUCCAGAGGAGAAGCGGACUGUGGCCUACCAUGAGGCCGGCCACGCUAUCUGCGGCUGGUUCUUCCGGUGGGCGGAUCCGCUGCUCAAGGUUUCCAUCAUUCCCCGUGGCCAGGGCGCUCUCGGAUAUGCCCAGUAUCUGCCGUCGGGCGACGCGUACCUGAUGACGACCAACCAGCUCAUGGACCGCAUGGCCAUGACGCUGGGUGGCCGCGUCUCUGAGGAGCUGCAUUUCCCGACUGUGACAACUGGUGCGAGCGACGAUUUCAAGAAGGUGACACGCAUGGCCACGACCAUGGUGACGCAGUGGGGCAUGUCGGAGAAGUUGGGGCCGCUGCAUUUCGACAAUGAGCCGAACCAGCUGCACAAGCCAUUUGCCGAGUCGACGGCGCAGACGAUUGAUGCCGAGGUUCGGCGCGUCGUCGACCAGGCGUACAAGCAAUGCAAAGAUCUCCUCACGGCCAAGAAAAAGGAGAUUGGUAUUGUCGCCGAGGAGCUGCUGCGCAAGGAAGUGCUCACGCGCGACGAUCUGGUACGCCUGCUGGGGCCCCGCCAGUGGCCAGAGAAGGAAGAGUUUUCCAAGUUCUUUGAUGGACGCGAUGGGAAGAGCGCCCCUCCGCCGUUCCCGACGGAAAACACUGACUCGCCCAAUGAUGUCCAGCCGGCCCUCUUUGAAAAGCACACCGGUGCCGGGAGGUGAGACGGAUAAAGGGGGACAUUAUGCCGGCGACGGUUGGGAGGAAAGAAAAAGCUUACCGGUUGUAUCCUGGGCGUCUUGGACCCCAUGAAAAGAUAAGAGAAAGAUUCUGGGAUUCCCCAUUUUGACUCACCUCACAUAUCUGUAUAAAUAUGGCGCAACAGUGGAAAGGGAUGCCCCAGAAAGAGGCAACCUGUUAUGUACAUUUGGUUUUACUCGAUGGGCUUUGUUUCUUCGUGUGGGAACGAGCGUGAAGCCGUCGGGCGCGAGCUUGCAUACAAAUAGACUCAAAAGCAUCCCUGCAGAAGCCUGGAGCAUUAGCUCUUCCCUUCACCUGAGAUGAACGGAUUUGCUUUCGUGUUGGGAUGGAGCAGAUGUUGGUCGGGGAGGAGGGAUAAAUGUUGUACGAUACUACUAUUACUGGCCUUGGGGCCUACCUUACUCCUUUUGUUUGUUUAUGUAAAGCUGUAUAUACCUACCUCAUGGCUACCAAAUUUGUGG